This is a messenger RNA of Adineta ricciae, 1710 nucleotides long. Lineage: Eukaryota; Metazoa; Rotifera; Eurotatoria; Adinetida; Adinetidae. The record is from the annotation of a GenBank genome assembly.
AUGUGCUUCCAAUCGGCUGGUCGUUCGCUGUUCGUUGAAUCAUCGGAUGAUCCGUUUUUGGAUAAUUACAUUGAAACGGUCUCACAGAUGACUGCUAAAGAAAUAAUGAUGCUUCCGAAAAUGGACGAUGACGAAUUUCUUCAAUUUUUCCUUAAUGACAAUCAUACUGCUGUGCGCGGUCUUGUACUCCGUGUGGACACAGGUGUCUUUGAUGCACUUCGUGACGAGCAAUUGAAGCGUCAAACCGACAUUGAUGAAGAAUGGGAAACAUUGAUGGUAUCAGGUCCAAUGGUCGUUGGAUAUAUGGGUAAUCUAAUGGUUCUCUCCAGUAAAAAAGAUUUUCCAUUCCAAGCACCACCUGGAUACGUUUAUCGAUACAUUCGAUAUCCAAACUCAUUCCGUGCUACGCUUGCUCAAGUGGGUACAGAUAUGUACGAUGCUCUUAUGGAUGCUCAUACUGCCAUGAAUAAAAUUCAAUUAGAUAUUCAACUAGUACCUUCACAAGUGAAAAAAGCAAUGAAAUUGAUUACUUCAGCAAAAGAUGCCAUGCUCAAAUCGUUACUUCCUGGUACAUUGGAAAGCAUUGGACGUUUAGCAACUCAAAGUGCGGAUACAGCUAAUUCAACACUACUUCGUUUCAAUAAAUUACAAGAUCUGCUAGGUGAAAUCAUUGAAUUAAGUGUAAGUACUCAAUCAGGUAAUGAAGCUGAGAUUGAUCGACUGGAAGAACAACGACUGAACUCUACUCUCGAACAAGAUCGUAUAAAACAAAGCCUUGAGGCCAUUAAAAAACAAUACGAUCAAUCGAAAGCCAGUCUUGAAGUAGCGCGUAAGAAAUACGCUGAAGCAAUGGCAGCACUUGCGGAUAACACGUCUCCUCAAAUCGUAGCUAGUGGAGGUUCAAAACCUAAUUUACUUACAGUAGCUAUUGGAAUUGUAUUUGAUCCUGUGAAAACCGUCGGCUGUCUGCUCGGUGGUUGCAGCAAUCCGACAUAUACAGUGGACAAUACGAAAUUUGAAAAUGCCAUGAAAGUAGCGCAAUUAGCCAAAGAAGAAUUGGAACGUGCGGAGGAAAUUCAUAAUCAACAUUUUCUUCUUCAACUCUCCGAACAGAACGACUUGGCUAAAAUCAUCAAUCAAAUGGCUAUGUUGGACAUAGCUCAACUGAGCACCGAAGAAAUUCUUCGUUUAUUAAUUGAAUCAGCCGAACAAAUCAAUUUAAUUCGAGAUCAGUGGGGACGUAUGAUUCAAUUCUUCUCAAAAUUAGCUGCUCAAGCAUACAGUACUCAACAAGUUGUUGUCAAAGAUUUCAUCGAUGUUAUUCAACAAGCGCAAACGGAUAAUUUAUUAGUUGAUCCUUUUGAACGCGAAUUCUUCAUGGAACUUCUUGUACCUUCCGCAACAACGAUCGAAAAGGGUGCACAUCUUCUGUACACCAUGGCUAGAACAUACUAUUCUGUAUCAAGUGAACAUAUGAUCAAUCAGAUCGCAGGUAUCAGCACAAUGUUAUUCUUACAAACGGAUGAAGCGCGUCAAGCACAACUUAAGCUAACAUUGAAUAACACUGUAUCUACUUCGUUACAAAUAACUCAAAUGGCAAAAGACAGACACGCACUUUAUCUACAAGAAAUGGAAAAUCGUCAAGCAGAAUAUACCACCUAUAUAAAUAACUUACAAACAUCUGAACUUCAAGAAACUAUUGGAAAAUAG